Raphanus sativus (radish) is the source of this 872-nucleotide messenger RNA. RefSeq lists its product as uncharacterized. Bases 78 to 755 code for a protein of 225 amino acids. The record is from RefSeq and is a predicted model, not a curated record. NCBI's taxonomy places the organism in Eukaryota, Viridiplantae, Streptophyta, Magnoliopsida, Brassicales, Brassicaceae. The transcript is spliced from 3 exons.
UUUAUGAUACAAUUUUUUUAUUUUUUAAAAUAUUUUUUUAUUUAUUUAACAAUUUUUUUUUAAAGGUUCCAAAGGGGAUGGACCCGACGGUCUGGCGGGAGUUGAGUGAGCAUUGGAGUAAGAACGAAGUCAGAGCAACUUCUUCCACCAACUCCACCAACCGCAAGAGCGACCGUAAGGGGAAGGGCAUGUACGUCCAUAACUUGGGUGCUCAGUCUUUAGCCAGUCUGGGAGAUCGCUUGGCGCAAGAAAAUGAGGGGGAGCCGGUUGAUCAUCUCCGCCUAAUAAAGACGGCGUAUACCAACAAGAAGACCGGCGAGAUUGAUGAUGGUGUUGUGAGGGAUGUGGUCACCCUUAUCGACAGUCAGAUGGAACAGGAAGUGUCUCAGCUUCAAACCGAGGAUGACGAUUCGACGGGAUCGACCGGCUUGCCUCGGGUUCGGAUCAACCAAAUCGUUGAAGCGUCGGUUCCAAAGAAGAAGGGCCGUUUGUUCGGUUUGGCUCGUCGGUCUCCCUCGGUUCCGUCUGCUUCUGCACCACCACCGUCCUAUGUUGAUCAAGAAGUCCUUCUGAGCCAGAUGAGGGACAAGGAUGCUCGCAUAUCUGCGCUGGAGUCCAUGGUGGCGAGUCAAGAGGCGGGCUGGGAGGCACAGAGGAAGCUGAACGAGCAAAUGAUGGCGAUGAUGAGGAGCAUGAACCCGAACGCCAACGUCGACUUCCCGAACAUGCCAGACCCGGACUUCCAAACCCCGUAGUUUAAUUUAUUUCAAAAACUCUAAAUGUUUUCUUUUCGUUUGUAUGACUUUGAAUUUUAAAUAAUAUGUUUUUAAUUUAAAUUUUAAUUUUAUAUUUACGAAUUUAAAUUUUAAAAA